AUGAAAAUUGAAGUAGAUACCUCCCGAGAAGUCGGCAACGUCCAAAGUCCUCCAGCGAGUCGAGUCCAGGCUGAAGCGAGUGAAACUUUGCGUUCUUAUGCCGAAGUUGGUUCGGACCUGGAAACUAGCGAUGAGGAUGGCGCUUAUAGAUCCAACGACGACUGCGUCAGAGAGCAAGCCAACGCUGGCAAAAGUCAGCUAGGGCCCCAGGGCUAUUCUGUUGCAAGCGACAUGAAUUCAUCUGCAGUUGACGUUGAAGAUAGUAACGAGAGCAGCGAGAAUUACCAUGCUGAUGAGACCUCGGACGACGGCAGGGGUUCUGAUGAUGACGACACUGGCGUUGAGAACUGCCAAGAGAGGGUGGUUCUCAGAGAGUUCCCUGGCUCGCCUGUUGCUAGAGACACAGUUCUCGGCGAUUCAGCUCACGCACCAGUUGGUUCCUUGGGUGGGUUGAAAGAGCCUCAAACAGGCGGUUUUUCACUACCUACCCCAGCGUCUGAUCACGCCUCCGAUUCCGGGAAAGGGGGCCAAAUUGUUACCCGUGAGAGGAAACGUGAUUUCGGCACAACUGGAGGUGUUUGCGAGAACCUUAAACUACAGUACACCCGGCUAAACGGAUAA
Messenger RNA from Colletotrichum higginsianum IMI 349063, 621 nucleotides. RefSeq lists its product as uncharacterized. The record is from RefSeq and is a predicted model, not a curated record. Lineage: Eukaryota; Fungi; Ascomycota; Sordariomycetes; Glomerellales; Glomerellaceae. The transcript is spliced from 5 exons. The coding region runs from base 1 to 621 and encodes 206 amino acids.